This is a messenger RNA of Choloepus didactylus (southern two-toed sloth), 3561 nucleotides long. It is a transcript of the gene DBX2, whose product is annotated as developing brain homeobox 2. Gene Ontology annotation, molecular function: DNA binding; DNA-binding transcription factor activity, RNA polymerase II-specific. Gene Ontology annotation, biological process: regulation of transcription by RNA polymerase II. Bases 298 to 1317 code for a protein of 339 amino acids. The record is from RefSeq and is a predicted model, not a curated record. NCBI's taxonomy places the organism in Eukaryota, Metazoa, Chordata, Mammalia, Pilosa, Megalonychidae. The transcript is spliced from 4 exons.
UUCCAGCCUCCUAGAAGAAAGCCGUCCGGAUCUGCAUAGAGGGAGGGAGAAACUACCCCGCCGUCCCCAGAACCUACGCCCCGUGGGCCGGAGCAACGCACAGCUUCCCCCUCCUACCCUCACUCCUCCCAUCCCUUCAAAAAACGCCCAAUCCAAAUAAAUAAUAUCGUUCCAACCUCCCAUCGUCCUUGGUCCCCUCUCCUCCCCUCUGGCUCAGUGCGCUGCAGCCCUGGGUGAAGAGGCGUCGAGAAGCUGCCGCGCUAGCUGGGUGCAAACCGAACCCGCAAGCGCCGCACUAUGUUCCCCAGCGCUGUAGCCGCCCACGCCGGCGCGUACUGGGACGUGCUGGCUUCCUCCGCACUUCUUAACUUCCCCGCAGCGCCGGGCUUUGGCAAUCUGGGUAAGAGUUUCCUCAUCGAGAACUUGCUGCGGGUAGGCGGCGCCCCGCCGCACGGGCUGCAGCCGCCCCCGCCCCACGGUUCGGCAACCGCGGUAGCAGCCGCCUGCGCGCAGGUUCGGGCCCUGCCUGCUAGCCCCGUUCCCCUCAAGCUGUGCCCUGCGUCCGAACAAGUCAGCCCCGCUGGGGCGCCCUACGGCACGCGGUGGGCUUUUCAAGUGCUCAGCCCCACGGCGGAUAGUGCGAGGCUGCCUGGCCGGGCGCCGGGGGACCGAGACUGUACCUUCCAGCCUUCAGCUCCAGCGCCUUCCAAACCUUUUUUUCUGAGUGCCCCGCCAUUCUGCUCGGCUUGCUGCGGUGGGUCCUGUCGGCGCCCUGCAUCCCCCACUGCUUUUUCAAGAGAAGAAACCGUGCUGCCUCUCCUGACACAGGACUCUAAUUCCAAAGCUCGCAGGGGCAUUUUAAGAAGAGCUGUCUUUUCUGAAGACCAGAGAAAGGCUCUGGAGAAAAUGUUUCAGAAGCAGAAAUAUAUCAGCAAAACAGACCGAAAGAAACUUGCCAUCAGUUUGGGACUAAAGGAAUCACAGGUGAAAAUUUGGUUUCAGAACCGAAGGAUGAAAUGGCGAAAUUCCAAAGAAAAGGAAGUGCUUUCCAACAGGUGUAUCCAAGAAGUAAGCCUCCAAGAGGAUCCCUUGUCAAGAUCAGCUCUGGGUUUCCCUUCUCCAUGUUGUUCAAUAUGGGAAGUCUCCCAACAGCACUCAAGUCCAAGAUGGAGGGAGAAUUCGCCAGAACCUUCAGAGAGACUAAUCCAAGAGAGGCCAAGGGCACCACCUCCAGAAGCCAGUUCACUGCAAGAUGCCUUGUAUUUGUGUCCUGAAGAAGAAGCUGGAGACAAGGGUAUACUUACUGCAGCUGUGUGAGUGGCAGCAACCCUCCACGUGAUUUUAAAAGAACACUUAACUAAUAAUAUUGGACUCUAAAGCCAGCUAGCUAAAACCUCUAACACCUUUGGAAUGAUGCAGGAACUAAUGCUUUAGGAAAUCUGCUCCUCUUUUCAUGCAUUUGACUCUAGGCCCAGGCUUAAUUUGUAAGUGAGAUAGAUUCUCCUAGGAGGUGGGACGGAACUGGAAAGAGCGAGAAUAGUAGUUGGCUCAGUCCCUGCUCUGAGUAGUAUAAUGUGUAUAUAUGCAUGUGUCUCUGUGUGUAUAUAUAUAAAUAUUCAUUAAAAUACCUUAGUAGAAAUAGUUCCUCUUUAAAUAUUACAUUGAGACAAAUUAAUCUCCUUUUAUAUGAAGAAAAGUAAACCGUUGACUGAAUAUUAAUUUUUUGAAAACAAUGUAAUAUUUGGACUUUAGCCCAAACUUUUGUACCACACAAAAAUGUUUAGAAAAAUUCUCUAUUUUCUGAUUUCUUUUGGUAUCCAGCAGUUAACGAAUUUUAACUACUCAGCUCAGCAAUUCUAAUCAAAUGGCCAGUUAUAUAUACCUACACUGAAAGUACAUUAAAAAUUAAUCCCAUUAGCAAAUUAGAAGAAUUUCUGAUUAUAACUAAUAGUACCUUAAUUUCCCAGUCCCUUACACUUUAUCAUGUCAUCAGUGAGUGAGGUGCAUUCGUAACUAGUGACUAUCUUUUGAAUCUCUUCUCUGUAAGGAUGGGCCUGGACCAGAGUUUGCAAACUAAAAUGUCUUUAAGGGCCUGUCAGGUAAAUAGAGGUCAUGACCACCUAAGGAUCCUUGAGUUCAAUAUUGUUUAAAAAUAUUGUAUUGGCCAAGUAAAACAUCUGUGCUGAGCAGUUUGCGACCUGUGGCCUAGACUAAAGAAAGCACUGGUGUCACAUUUCAUAAAAUGCUCCCAACUAAACUUCAAAACACAAAAAUGAUGGAAUCUAUAUUGAUUUCUGUUUGUACUUCUAGUUAUAAAUUCAAUUUUCCAGUUAGGUGGCAUAUACUAUAUAUUAGGUUAUUUUUAUAUAUUAACACACACCACAGAUGUUUCAUGUUUCUUGACUACCCUAAAAUAUUAUAAAAUUGCAUUUCUGGUAAUGAUUUGCUCAGUUAAUACAGAAAUUUUUAUUCCAGUUCCAAGAAGAAAGUGUUUCACUUUGAAGGAAAUGAAGCAGAAAAAGGAAAUGAUGUGGUUUUGAAUUAGGUUAUUAUUAAUCUGUGGACAAGAAACAUUAGAAGUUCAUUAUGUGGUUUUUUGUUAGAAAGCUACAUGAUGAUUGUGGCUUCUAGUUUGCUUACCUUCUUAGCUAUAGAUUUUGAAGGUUUAAUGUUUAGAAAAGAAUAUUUCAGAAGAGAACACUUUUAAUCAACAUCAGGAAAUUAUUUUAUACAAAUGGAAUUUGAGUUGGUGUAUGUUAGCCUGUGUCUUUAUCACAAGAUCUUUUACUUAAAAGUCAUCUCAGAGGCUUAUGUCAGUGCCUCACUGUGGGGGAAGGAAGAAUGGGGAUCUGCUGACAACAAUUUAAAUUUUAAAACCUGUCUUAAAAUGACUUAAGACAUGGUUUCUCUUCUUUAUAUAAUAUUAAUACCUAUUUACAUUUAUCAGGUGCUUUCCAUGUGGUAGAGAUUGUGCUAAACUUUUAGGGAAGAUUAACUCAUUUAACUCAUGACAAUAACCCUGUUAGGUGAGCCUUUUUACUGUCAUGAUUCUUGUUUCACAGACAAGGAAACUGAGGCAGAGUAUGGUUUGGGUGAUUGACCAAGGUCAUGAGGUUAUUAAAUGGUAUUUGGCCCCUGGCAGUCAAGUUUCAAAUCUUGUAAUCUUUCAAGCUAUGCAGGGUGUGCAUACCAACGUGGAAUUGUAUUCACCCAACUACGGGAUAUGUUGUAUGAGAUACAUUUGGGGGAUUGCAGUGAGAUUUAUUAAAGAAUUUUAGAAGUGCAUUGUAUUUUCCAAGUCUCUUUUACUUUGUGAAUGGUUUUCUCUUCAGUAUUCUCUUCUCUAUUAGAUUUUGAAGUUCAGGUAAAGUAAAGGAUUGCAAAAACCUUCACACUAUUAAGCCUCUAUAAUAGAGUAGUUUUGUGGGAGUGUUUAAGUGUGAAAUGGAAAUGUAUUUUAUUUGUCAUUCACCGCUAAAAAAUUUAAAAUAUCUAUGCACAAUCUUUCUUGAAAGUAACUUGAAAUCAAGUGAGAGAAACCUAUGUCAUGGCCAUCUGAUU